AUGAGGUUGAAGUCGGCGUAUGGAACGCCGGAGGUAAUGCAGGCCGCGUUGUGGAUGACAAUGGACACAGACUUAGUGUGGCACCCCCACUCGACAUACGCCCGCCAGCAUGGCCCCGCCACCGCUACUCAACGCCCGUGGCUGUGCGACGACCUCUCUUUCGCUCCCGCCUCAACGACCUCGCCCUCCCGGCUCUCGACGACGUACCUGGAUCGGCGCCCGCCACUCAGCUACCAACGGACCGCGACGCCGGCACGACAAAGCGGGCGGGGACGUGCCUCGCUCGACACAGGGAGCUUAUCAGCGGCCCGGCUCCGCCACACGACGACGACCCCUAUCCAUCAGUUGGCGCCCUCGAUCCGCCAGGACUCGAGGCUACCACCACUCGACCACAGCAACUGCCGCACGCACGGGCGAUAG
Molecule: messenger RNA, 420 nt
Organism: Punctularia strigosozonata HHB-11173 SS5
Lineage: Eukaryota; Fungi; Basidiomycota; Agaricomycetes; Corticiales; Punctulariaceae
Exons: 2
Coding region: 1-420 (139 amino acids)
Source: RefSeq, a predicted model, not a curated record